CUGAAGCAGCAGGCAGCUAGACAUAACAGCAGGCAGAUCUUCAUCCAUCUCCACCAUGAAGUCAGCAGCAGCUCUCAUCGCUCUUCUGGUCGUCCUGCUGGUCGGAGACGCAAUAGGUCAAAGGGGCAGUCGGGGAAGGUGCAAGUGUCAGGAUGAGGGGGUCCAGUUCAUUCGCCCAAAACUCAUCGAGAGCCUGGAGGUGAUUCCCUCCUCCUCGUCUUGUGACAAAGUGGAGAUAAUUGUCACUAUGAAGAACGGCAAUAAGAAGUGUCUGAACCCAGAGAGCCCAUUUGCUCAGAAUUACAUCAAAUCCAUCGAAAAGAGGAGUGUGGAGAUCAAGCCCUGAGAUGGUCAUCUCACCACAAAGUCAUGACAUCGUCAAAGCAACUAUUUGAAAAUGGCAGCUAUUAAAUUA
Messenger RNA from Engraulis encrasicolus (European anchovy), 415 nucleotides. RefSeq names its product C-X-C motif chemokine 11-6-like. The transcript has 4 exons. The record is from RefSeq and is a predicted model, not a curated record. Gene Ontology annotation, molecular function: chemokine activity. NCBI's taxonomy places the organism in Eukaryota, Metazoa, Chordata, Actinopteri, Clupeiformes, Engraulidae. The coding region runs from base 56 to 346 and encodes 96 amino acids. Gene Ontology annotation, cellular component: extracellular region. Gene Ontology annotation, biological process: immune response; chemotaxis; defense response.